Molecule: messenger RNA, 2548 nt
Organism: Leopardus geoffroyi (Geoffroy's cat)
Lineage: Eukaryota; Metazoa; Chordata; Mammalia; Carnivora; Felidae
Product: small G protein signaling modulator 1-like
Molecular function (GO): GTPase activator activity
Source: RefSeq, a predicted model, not a curated record
UGGUAUAAUUACCAUUCAGUGUAGUGUGGUUUCUAGGUGUGGUCCCAAAGGAAUACUUUUGAACAAAUCAUUAGCCAUACACUUGUAAUUUCCUGUAUUUUUCGAUUGUUGAUUUAACAUGUAUUUUGCUUUCUUCUCUAGGAGCAGAUAAGAAUGCUGAGGAAGACUCUAUAACCAGGCUUUCCGACAAACCUGGUCCUGAUGAUUCAUGGCCUACAUCGGCUGGCCAAGACUUCGAUUUUGGUACCAAGAAUGUCCCAAAACCACGCAUAGCAAAGCUACUGCAUUCUGCUUGGCAAUUUAUGAAAAACAUGAGAGCAAAUCGUGGCACUGUGAAACCAGAAGGUGGAACCUUAUCUGGACAACAGUCCUGAUUCUGAAAAUAAAGAUAUGGCUGAAACUCUUUCCAAACCACCAGCCAGAGUUUAUGGUGAUCCUCUUCCUGUUUUACCAUCAUCGAAAUCUCUUCUGAAACCUUCUCUCAAGACGUUAGCUGUCCUUGGUCUUGCAAAGGUGAAGCAGAUCAUGGAGGAGGCAGUCACACGGAAGUUCGUCCACGAGGACAGCAGCCACAUCAUCUCCUUCUGUGCGGCUAUAGAGGCCUGCGUCCUGCAUGGGCUGCGGCAGCGGGCGGCUGGCUUUCUGCGCAGCAACAAGAUUGCAGCUCUCUUCAUGAAAGUGGGCAAGAACUUCCCACUGGCCGAAGAGCUGAGCUGCAAGGUGCAGGACCUGGAACAGCUGAUGGAGAGCGCGCGAAACCAGAUUCAGGGCCUCCAGGAGAAUGUGCGGAAGCUGCUGAAGCUGCCCAGCCUGUCCCCACUUGCCAUCAAGCACCUGUGGAUCCGCACUGCUUUGUUUGAGAAGGUCCUGGACAAAAUUGUGCAUUACCUGGUGGAAAACAGCAGUAAAUACUAUGAGAAGGAAGCCCUCCUGAUGGACCCGGUGGAUGGCCCCAUCCUUGCGUCUUUGUUGGUGGGGCCCUGUGCCCUGGAGUACACCAAGAUGAAGACUGCCGAUCACUUCUGGACUGACCCCUCGGCCGACGAGCUUGUCCAGAGGCACCGCAUCCACAGCUCGCACCUGCGGCAGGACUCACCCACCAAGCGUCCAGCCCUCUGUAUCCAGAAGAGACAUUCAAGUGGCAGCAUGGACGACCGACCAUCCCUUUCUGCCCGUGACUAUGUUGAGUCCCUGCACCAGAACUCCCGGGCCACACUCCUCAAUGGCAAGAACAACGUUCUGGUUCAGCUGAGGGAUGAUAUGGAGGCCGUUCCAGGGUACCUGUCUCUACACCAGACAGCUGACGUCAUGACCUUGAAAUGGACGCCUAACCAGCUGAUGAACGGGUCGAUGGGGGACCUGGACUAUGAGAAGAGCGUCUACUGGGACUAUGCUAUGACCAUCCGCCUGGAGGAGAUUGUAUACCUGCACUGCCACCAGCAAGUGGACAGCGGUGGGACAGUGGUGUUGGUCAGCCAGGACGGGAUCCAGAGGCCGCCGUUCCGCUUCCCCAAGGGGGGGCACCUCCUGCAGUUCCUCUCGUGCCUGGAAAAUGGGCUGCUCCCUCACGGGCAGCUGGACCCUCCACUCUGGUCUCAGCGGGGGAAGGGCAAAGUAUUUCCCAAAUUGCGCAAGCGAAGCCCUCAGGGUUCUGCCGAGUCCACGUCUUCGGACAAGGAAGAUGACGAGGCCACAGAUUACGUGUUCAGGAUCAUCUAUCCCGGCAUGCAGUCUGAAUUCGUUGCUCCCGACCGCUUGGGCAGCACUCCCCCAGUCUCCGUGAGCCCUGCCUGGACGGUGGUUCCUGCCGGCCGGUCGGUGCUAGUGGUGGCCAGGGGCAGUCAGUGGGCACGAGCCAGAUGGGACGCCACCUUCCCCAUGCCGGGUCCGAAGCAGCAGCCCCCCACCCCCCAGGACCUGAUGGAUGUCUCCGUGAGCAACCUACCGCCCUUAUGGCAACCCAGCCCCCGGAAAUCCUCCUGCUCAUCCUGUUCACAGAGUGGCUCCGCUGAUGGUGGCUCAACCAAUGGCUGCAACCAUGAGAGGGCUCCCCUGAAGCUCCUCUGUGACAAUAUGAAGUACCAGAUCCUUUCCAGAGCCUUCUAUGGAUGGCUUGCCUACUGCAGACACCUGUCCACUGUGAGGACCCACCUGUCAGCCCUGGUCAAUCACAUGAUCGUGUCUCCAGACUUGCCCUGUGAUGCCGGACAUGGGCUGACGGCCAGGAUCUGGGAGCAGUACCUUCAGGAUAGCACAAGUUACGAGGAACAGGAGCUUCUACGCCUCAUCUACUAUGGAGGCAUCCAGCCGGAGAUCCGCAAGGCCGUGUGGCCCUUCCUCCUGGGCCACUACCAGUUCGGAAUGACAGAAACAGAAAGGAAGGAGGUUGGUUACGCCUGAUGGGCAGUGGGGUCUUUGGCAACAAAAGGAGCUGGGUACUGUGGGGAUGGAGGUGCUCUGGUUCCACGUUGGACCAAGAUGGCACAGGGGAACAUGGGGGAGCCAGGAAGCUCCAGGGCAAUGCUGCCUGGUAGAAAUACAACACAAG